CACGGCACUUAUAGGUAUAUAUAAAGAGCAACUUCUACUGGUGGGCAAAGUUUAAUAUACAAGCAUAAUAUUCAUAUAUUCAUCAGUGUGUAUUCAACGUUGAUUAUUUAUACAGCGUUUAUGAAUUUGACGCGCUCGAUAAGAUAAUUAAAAAAGUAUUUGGGCAUCUUAUCAGUAACGUGUAGUCGCUACUCCAAGCAACAUGUCUACAGCGAUCAAGUGCCACAAACUCCUAACGGUUUUACUAAACAAGUCCACUGCGAAGUAUGUACACCACACCUCCAGAAGUUUUCACAUAUCAAGGGACUUACUGGCGAAAGUUUCAUACAACUUGACUGAUAUAGGAGAAGGUAUUAGAGAGGUCGCCGUUAAAGAAUGGUUUGUCAAGGUUGGCGAUAAAGUUUCUCAAUUUGACAAUAUUUGUGAAGUCCAAAGUGAUAAGGCAUCUGUUACUAUAACAAGUCGAUAUGACGGCGUUAUUGCUAAAUUGUAUUACGAUGUCGACCAAAUUGCUUAUGUUGGGAAACCGCUGGUGGAUAUAGAAACAGACCAGGCUGAAGAGACGAAUCAAAGCGAAGGUCAAGUUCAAGACGCCACUGAACAAAAAAGUGUUAAACAGGAAGAACGCUCCGUUAUUAGUACAAGUGGUGCGGAAACGUUAUGCAUUCCGUCCGUUAGAAGAAUAGCAAAGGAACAUAAUGUGAACCUAUCAUAUGUACAAGGAACGGGAAAAAAUGGACGCAUACUCAAGGAAGAUAUUUUGCUGUACAUCGAAAAGGGAAAACCGGAUGGAAGGGUUGUACCCGAUAUUGCUUCAACAGUCACACCACCAGCUCAAGAUAGAGUAGAACCAAUACGCGGAUUCACGAAGGCUAUGGUCAAAACAAUGACAGAAUCAUUGAAAAUUCCACACCUGGUAUAUUGCGAUGAAGUUACCGUAACCCAACUAUCAAAAAUUAGAAAGUCGUUAAAAAAAGAAGCGGAGGAGUCGGGAGUGAAACUAACAAUGCUUUCAUUUUUCAUAAAAGCAAUAUCAAACGCCCUACACAAAUACCCAAUUUUAAAUUCGUCGCUCGACGGCACGUGUGAAAACAUAAUUUACAAAGGUUCCCACAAUAUUGGCGUAGCGAUGGAUACCGAGGUUGGUCUUGCCGUGCCCGUUAUAAAAAAUGUUCAACAAUUAAAUAUUUUACAAAUCGCCAAAGAGAUCAAUAGAUUGAUGCAGUUUAGGAAGGAUGGACGAUUUUCUACCGAUGAUUUGUCCGGAGGAACCUUUACCAUUUCUAACAUUGGUGUGAUUGGUGGAACUUACGCGUCACCUGUCAUUUUGGCACCGCAAGUAGCAAUAAUUGCCAUUGGAGAAUCUAAGAUUUAUCCAAGGUUUGAUUCCAAUGGCAAUGUAAUUGCAGAAGAAAUUAUGAACUUAAGUGCAAGCGCUGACCAUAGAAUUAUUGACGGAGCUACAAUUGCUCAUUUUCUGAAAUUAGUGAAAAAACAGUUACAGAAUCCGUAUACUCUAUUUAUUCAUUAGUAAAAUUUAUGUAGCAAUUUGAAUCUGUUAAUAAAACAAGUUAUAUGUGGC
Photinus pyralis (common eastern firefly) is the source of this 1582-nucleotide messenger RNA. It is a transcript of the gene Dbct, whose product is annotated as lipoamide acyltransferase component of branched-chain alpha-keto acid dehydrogenase complex, mitochondrial. Lineage: Eukaryota; Metazoa; Arthropoda; Insecta; Coleoptera; Lampyridae. The transcript has 7 exons. Gene Ontology annotation, cellular component: mitochondrion; cytoplasm. Gene Ontology annotation, molecular function: acetyltransferase activity; lipoic acid binding. The record is from RefSeq and is a predicted model, not a curated record. The coding region runs from base 203 to 1531 and encodes 442 amino acids.